CUGAUAGCCAUCGCUCACUCUUCGUUUACCGUUCAGGUUGAUCAAGAAGGAAACUGGGAGUGCGGUCCAGACAGUCCACCGCCGCCUGACUGGCCAGCUCCUUGCUGCGAGGUACGAUUCAAUCGCGCAUCCAUACUAUACACCCUACCAGGACCGGAGAAGGAUAACACUAGUGUCGAGACUCCUAACCAUUUCCUGGGUUCAGAUGAACCGGCUCUUCGGUCUGUGGAUUUGAUCUUAAGUGGGACCCGAAAUAGUCGUCGAAUAGGCAUUGUUGGUCGAACCGGAGCUGGGAAGUCGUCAUUGGCUUCAUCCAUUUUUCGUCUAAACGAGGCAAUCAUUUUGGAAGAAGAUCGAGCUACACUUUCGGGAUCGUUGGCCAAUCUUGGGCCUGAACCUGUUUUGUUCGCGGGUACGCUGCGCUUCAAUUUGGAUCCCUUUGGUUUUGAGCCAGAGGAACGUCUAUGGGCGGCUCUAGAAGCCUCACAUUUGGCCAGUUGGGUGAGAUCAGAUGGCAUCGGCCUGGAUUAUGAAUGCGGCGAAGGCGGUUGCAACCUGUCGGCUGGUCAACGCCAACUUGUCUGCCUGGCUCGGGUAUGUCUGUCCUCGGGGGGCCGUGUACGUCUCCUCAUUCUCGAUGAGGCGACAGCAUCCAUGGAUCCAGUAACAAAUAAUUUGGUGAUGCAAACAGUAGUUGGUGACUUGUUCCGAGAUGCAACUGUCAUCAUUAUAGCACAUCGGUUGGACACUGUCCUCGACACAGACCUGAUCGUGGUCAUGGACCGAGGUCGGGUGGUCGAGACUGGAAGACCGGAUGUCUUGCUGGCUGAUCCGCAAUCACGGUUCUCUGCAAUGUAUCGUGCUGGGCAUUGA
Messenger RNA from Echinostoma caproni, 873 nucleotides. The record is from the annotation of a GenBank genome assembly. NCBI's taxonomy places the organism in Eukaryota, Metazoa, Platyhelminthes, Trematoda, Plagiorchiida, Echinostomatidae.